This is a messenger RNA of Marchantia polymorpha subsp. ruderalis, 2314 nucleotides long. The record is from the annotation of a GenBank genome assembly. Lineage: Eukaryota; Viridiplantae; Streptophyta; Marchantiopsida; Marchantiales; Marchantiaceae.
AUGGACAGUAGUGAGGGAGCUUCCGGAUUCCGGAGCGCGGAUGUGUUGAUGAAUGGGUAGUGAAGCAUCGAGCUCAGCGCAGGAAGAGCGGCCACUGUCAGACAUCAGAGGAGCCGACGAUUGUGCGACAAGCGAAGGGAAGUCGCGGUUUGCUCCGAAGGUUUAGAGGUUUGGUCAUUUGAAGUGGUGCGCGGCUUCCGGAAGAGCGAAUCUUCGUUUGCGGAACUUGAAUCGAAUGAUCUUUUGCCAGUGGUAGCUUCGAGUGACAUUUUUGUGCCGAAACCCUAAUCUGUCAGUCGUCGAACGAGGUUGUGGAGCUUUGCCCUCGGAUGGUCGUGCAGUCUCCGUGGACAGGAUCAAUUUCGCUCUUCGCUGUAUCUUUUAGACGUGUCGAAGACAAUGUGUCAGUAGGUGCGUAGAAUAUUGGAGCAAGAUGUCGGCAAAUUUGCUGGAGCAGACGAGGGCAUGGCACGAGGAAGUGGAAAGGUUGGAAAGAUUAAUUGUGAAGGAUUUGCAGCGCGAUGCAAAGCCUCACAAGGAGCGGUUGCAUCAAUAUCACCGUGUGAAUAACAUGGUGGAAUCUAUCGUUGGCACCUGCGGGAAGCUUGUUGAAAUAUACGAAGACAAGGACAAUGCCCGCAAAGACGAAAUUGCUGCUCUUGGAGGGCAAAGUGCCAAUGGGCAGAAUAAUUACUUCAGCGCUUUUUACGAUCGGCUAAAAGAGAUCCGCGAUUAUCACAGGCGUCACCCAAGUGCGCGAGUGGUCGACGAAGGUGAAGACGCGGAGGACCUAUUGAAAGAGGAGCCAUGGAUCGAAUUCAGCGGAGAGGAAGCACAUGGGCGAUAUCUGGACCUGCAUGAGCUUUACAAUAGUUAUCUCAAUUCUAAAUUCGGUCAUUCUAUCGAAUACUCAGCCUACCUGGAAGAAUUUUCGCAAACACACAAGAUCACUCGCAAUCACAAGCUCUCGAAACAGUAUAGAGAGUACAUUUCUCACUUGACUGAGUACUUGAGGUCAUUCUUCCAACGGACACAGCCCCUUCAAGACUUGGAUAAAAUUUUUGCUAAGGUCGAGGCUGACUUCGAACCUAGCUGGGAGGCUGGUACUGUGGAUGGUUGGGAAGACAAGGGUCUUGGAAAUGGACAGGCUUCAAUCACUCAAGAACCUACGAUUGACAUUGAGGACUAUGAUUCGAUUGAGGAGCUGAUGGAGUUGGGUCCGGAACGACUGAAGGAUGCACUGGCCUCUCUCGGAUUGAAAAGCGGGGGCACUGCACGACAGCGUGCAGAACGUCUUUUUUUGACCAAGUCUACCCCGCUUGACGAACUGGAUCGAAAGCAUUUUGCAAAAGGAUAUCAACCUGCACAGAAGAAGACCGAGCAGGAGAUUGCUCAGCAGAUGCAAAUAUCAAGGGAAGUUGCUCUGGCAGAGUCUCAGAUGCAGCGGCUUUGUGAGCUUCUGAAUGAGGCAAUUGAAGAAACGAAGGCACACGUAGGAAGAAAGCAGGCACUGACGUACGAAGAGAUGGAAGCCGAGCGAGAGGAGGAAGAAGUGCAGGCGGAGAGUGAGAGUGAUGAUGAUGACCAACAGAUCUACAAUCCCUUAAAGCUGCCCAUGGGAUGGGAUGGAAAACCUAUUCCAUACUGGCUAUACAAGCUUCAUGGACUUGGCCAGGAAUUCAAAUGCGAGAUAUGUGGGAACAAUAGCUACUGGGGGCGAAGAGCAUUUGAAAGACAUUUCAAGGAGUGGCGUCAUCAGCACGGCAUGCGUUGCCUGGGAAUACCCAACACGAAGAAUUUUCAUGAGAUAACCUCCAUCAAGGACGCGAGGGCACUAUGGGAGAAGAUUCAAGAAAGACAAGGAGUCAACAAGUGGAGGCCUGAUUUAGAAGAGGAGUACGAGGACCAGGAUGGAAACGUGUACAAUAAGAAGACCUUUGCCGAUUUGCAAAGGCAAGGACUAAUUUGAAGUUCCAGUGGUGUACUUCAGUGCCAGGCUUCAUACAUACCUCUACAUGGAAGCACCUUGGGGUUGGAUGUAGCAAAUUUUGCCUUCGAAUCUGUAAUUGUAUCUGGCAGAUCAUCCACGUCAUGCCUCGGAGUUUUGUGGACAAGAAAUGUCAGUCGGUCCGCCUUGAUGCAGUCAAGGAAAACUUCUCGUCAGCUCCUCCAACUAGAAAUGCCCUUUUGGGGAACUGUGUCUGGUAUGACACAAUCAGUAGAGAUUUUCCAGGUUAGGUGGCUGGAGGAUAUGCGUUAUAAUCAUGUAAAAAGGAAAAUAGUUGAAAUUCAAGUCGCCCCUACACCGUGUCGU